This is a messenger RNA of Colletotrichum destructivum, 792 nucleotides long. Its product is annotated as Putative mycotoxin biosynthesis protein UstYa. Gene Ontology annotation, biological process: mycotoxin biosynthetic process. The record is from RefSeq and is a predicted model, not a curated record. Bases 1 to 792 code for a protein of 263 amino acids. Lineage: Eukaryota; Fungi; Ascomycota; Sordariomycetes; Glomerellales; Glomerellaceae. The transcript is spliced from 3 exons.
AUGGGGCUGCAAUCAUCUCACGAUCAGGAGAGCGGACAGCAUCUGCUGGAUGAGGACCACUCCUACAUGGAAGAGGGAGUCGCCGAACGCAGAGAAAACCGUCUCAAACUCAUUUCUAAGUCUGGUUCGCUCCAGAGACUUGCAACUUUUAUCUCUUUCUUCCUGAACUUCGUUCUCUCUGCGCUGUGCCUCACGCUCUGGCGAAGGGCCAGCCUGCUGGUGUCUCCCCUUCCGCCAUGGCCAAAUACCCUGUAUUCUCCGGCUCAAGGAGCCGUAGAAUACGAAAUAGUAACGUUCAACUCAGACUUUGCUGAAGAUCAUUCAGGAACGACCGAGUUCUACGGCGCAUCUCCAGAAGCCAACCAUGCCUGGAAACAGCUGAUGGACCCCUAUACGGUCCAAAUCACCGGAAAGGAGGCCGAGAGGAUCUCCCGCCCUACCUCCAAGAUCUCAAGCGAUCCAGACUACUACAUCACCAACCUGGACGUCUACCACCAGCUACACUGCCUCAACGACAUCCGCAAGUUUGUCGCGCAGCACAACUCGACCGAACAUCAACUGAACAGGAUGCAGACGAUGCACAAGUUCCACUGCAUCGACAGCAUCCGGCAGAGCUUGAUGUGCAGCGCGGACGUCAGCCUGGUGCACUGGUACUGGGCGCCGAGUCCGGGGAAGCAUUUUCCGAACGCCACGACCACGCACAUUUGCAGGAAGUGGUCCAAGAUCGAGGAGUGGGCAGUCAGUCACAGGCUGGACGAGGAAAGGUUUGAUCGGCACAAGUUCGUGGAAUAG